CUCAUACCCUUUACCCGUCAUCAUGAGCUCCUUCCGCCUCGCUGCUCAAAGGCUGCCCGCCGCCGCACUGCGCCCGGCACUGGCUCGCCCAAUGAUGGCUCGAAUCGCGCCAGCAGCUCCCAUGGCCGUGCGAUUGUACUCGGACAAGCCCACCCCCGAGGCAAAGGCUUCGUCCUUCAUCGACUCGCUGCCAGGCAACUCCCUCGUUGCCAAGACUACCUGGAUCACUCUCGGUACCGGACUGUCUGCCGUAGCCAUCUCCAAGGAGCUCUACGUAGCCAACGAGGAGUCGGUCAUCCUGGCUGGUUUCCUCAUCUUCACUGUUCUCGUCGGAAGGAUGAUCGCCAAGCCUUACGGACAGUGGGCUGAUGGACAGAUUGAGAAAGUCAAGGACAUCCUCAACUCUGCCCGUGAACAGCACACCAAGGCCGUCCAGACUCGCAUCGACUCUGUCGAGCAACAAAAGGACGUAGUCUCGCACACCAAGGCUCUCUUCGAUGCCGCCAAGGAGACCGCCGAGAACGAGGCCGCUGCCUUUGAGCUGCGUCAGCGAACCGAGCUUGCCUCCGAGGUCAAGGCCGUCCUUGACUCGUGGGUGCGAUACGAGGGUCAGCAGCGAGAGGAGGAACAGCGUCAACUGGCACGAUCCGUCAUUGAGAAGGUGACAGCUUCGUUGAGGGACGAGAAGACGCAGAAGCAGAUUCUGGACGACGCCGUUGCUGAGAUCGAGCAACUCGUCAAGAACAAGGCCAUCUAAGGCUGGAGUAACUAGCGAGCAGAGUGAGGUUCGAGGCAGCGGCGGUGUGUAUUGUUAGAAGGAGGGACAGAGCAUUGUUGGAGGAUAGGCCGGACUACCCUG
Messenger RNA from Microstroma glucosiphilum, 859 nucleotides. Its product is annotated as putative H+-transporting two-sector ATPase chain b precursor, mitochondrial. The record is from RefSeq and is a predicted model, not a curated record. The coding region runs from base 23 to 757 and encodes 244 amino acids. The transcript is spliced from 3 exons. Gene Ontology annotation, biological process: proton motive force-driven ATP synthesis. Lineage: Eukaryota; Fungi; Basidiomycota; Exobasidiomycetes; Microstromatales; Microstromataceae. Gene Ontology annotation, molecular function: proton transmembrane transporter activity.